GGGACACCGAACACCGGACACCGCUUGGCAUCCUAGCGCCUCAUGGAAUGAAAGGAGCGUCGGUGCCUGCCGGAUCCUCCCCUGCUCAGCGCCACCCCCCAGCUGGUCAGCCUGGCGGUGGUGGUGGUGAACACCGCAGCGCGAAUGCACAUUUUUCUGUGUCUGAAAGAUCAUUUGCUUUAUAUUCCAAAGUAAGGAAUGUCGCACGGUACUCUUUCUCUGUUAGAUGAGACGCUGGGGUGGCUCAUUGCGUUGUAACGGCAAAAAUUAUCUGUGCCUAACACGAAUUUUGUUACAAGUCUGUUGUUGGUACCGCUGUUCCUCUCCUCCCACGCCCAGCUGAGGCAGAAGUGUCCCUUGCUCACCGAGUGCCGGCAUCGUCCAUGAGAGGUCACUGUAUCCAGGGAGAUGCCACCGGGAGCGCACACCGAGGGUGAUUGGUGCUCUCAGAGAACGAAGAGCUCGGAUCCAAGUUCUCUCCGCUCAGAAAGUCAGAUUUCUAAGGAGUUAUGUAAACUCGUGGCAAGAUUUAGACAUGUCUCAGCUGAAUCGUCGUAGGAGGGAAGUUGAGUCAAGUAUGGCAGCCAGAAUACAGAAAGCCCUGGCCCCGAGGGUAGGUAUGUUAAAAAGAGGAGCGCCCAGGAAGCUUUGUGCAGGAAGCCAAGAAGGAGCAACACGGGAGACGCAGCGGGGAGACUUUGGCAGGUGGUGCUGGUGACGCACAGAAGUUACUUUGCCUUCGGAAAGGAAAAAAGCCGUGUCUGCUGCUUAUGUAGGUGUGUUUUCGUGCCCCCGGGAAGUUGCCCGGGUCGCGCAGCGGCGGCGGAGCGGCGGCGGCUCGUCCUGGGCAGCGGCGGCAGCAGAUGAUGGUGGCGGCGCGGCGGUAGCGCGGCGGCGGCAUCCCGCACCCGCGGAUGCACUGCCCAUCGCCAUCGCCAUCCCCAUCCUCAUCCCCCCGCGGAAGGGACACCUGAGGCUCCGGCAGGCGGGCGGGGAUCGCCGCCGCUCGGAAGGGGAGAGCGUGCCGGGGGAAGGCGGGCCGGCGCUCGGCUGUGUGUGCCGGUGGGCAGGGGGCUGGUUAUCAUGGCGGAUCGGACGGCUCCGCGCUGCCAGCUCCGGCUGGAGUGGGUGUACGGCUACCGGGGCCACCAGUGCCGCAACAACCUGUACUACACGGCGGGGAAAGAGGUGGUGUACUUCGUGGCUGGAGUCGGCGUGGUUUACAACACCAGGGAGCACAGCCAGAAAUUCUUCCUCGGGCACAACGACGAUAUUAUCAGCCUUGCAGUUCACCCGGAUAAAACGUUGGUAGCCACAGGGCAGGUUGGGAAGGAUCCCUACAUUUGCAUCUGGGAUUCCUACCGAGUCCAGACCGUGUCUGUCCUGAAGGAUGCGCACACGCACGGCGUCGCCUGCCUGGCCUUCGACUCGGACGGCCAGCGUUUGGCUUCCGUGGGACUGGAUGCCAAAAACACGGUGUGUAUUUGGGACUGGAAGAGAGGAAAGCUCCUGGCAACAGCUACAGGCCACUCUGACAGGAUAUUUGAUAUUUCCUGGGAUCAAUAUCAGCCAAACAGAAUUGUCAGCUGUGGAGUAAAACACAUAAAGUUUUGGACAUUGUGUGGAAACGCCCUGACAGCAAAGAGAGGAAUAUUUGGUAAAACGGGAGAUCUCCAAACAAUCCUGUGUUUAGCCUGUGCUAAAGAAGACAUCACCUACUCUGGGGCUUUAAAUGGGGACAUCUAUGUUUGGAAAGGGCUCAACUUGGUCCGCACAAUUCAAGGAGCACACAGUGCUGGAAUUUUUAGUAUGUAUGCUUGUGAAGAAGGCUUUGCCACUGGAGGGAGAGACGGCUGCAUUCGGCUGUGGGACACGGAGUUCAAACCAAUUACUAAAAUUGAUCUCAGGGAGACUGAGCAAGGAUACAAAGGCCUGUCCAUCCGCAGCGUGUGCUGGAAAGCCGACCGGCUCCUGGCGGGGACGCAGGACAGCGAGAUCUUCGAGGUGCUGGUGCGGGAGCGGGACAAGCCCAUGCUGAUCAUGCAGGGCCACUGCGAGGGGGAGCUCUGGGCCCUGGCCGUGCAUCCCAAGAAGCCUUUGGCCGUCACCGGCAGCGACGAUCGCUCCGUGCGGUUGUGGAGCCUUGCUGACCACGCCUUGAUCGCUCGCUGCAAUAUGGAAGAGGCCGUGCGGAGCGUGUCCUUCAGUCCCGACGGAGCCCAGCUGGCACUUGGGAUGAAAGAUGGCUCCUUCAUUGUCCUCAGAGUAAGGGACAUGACCGAGGUGGUUCACAUCAAGGACCGCAAGGAGGUGAUCCAUGAGAUGAAGUUCUCCCCAGAUGGCUCCUACCUGGCCGUGGGCUCCAACGAUGGGCCCGUGGACGUCUACGCCGUCGCCCAGAGAUACAAAAAAAUUGGGGAAUGCAACAAAUCCUCCAGCUUUAUCACCCACAUCGACUGGUCUGUGGACAGCAAGUUCCUGCAGACCAAUGAUGGUGCUGGAGAGAGGCUCUUCUACAAGAUGCCCUCUGGGAAACAUCUAACAAGCAAAGAUGAAAUCAAAGGGAUUCACUGGGCUUCAUGGACCUGUGUGAUAGGAUCUGAAGUGAGUGGAAUUUGGCCAAAAUACACAAACAUCACAGAUGUCAACUCCGUGGAUGGGAAUUACAACAGCUCUGUGCUGGUGACUGGUGAUGACUUUGGCCUGGUGAAAUUAUUCAGAUUUCCAUGCCUAAAGAAAGGAGCUAAAUUCAGGAAAUACGUUGGCCACUCAGCCCACGUCACCAAUGUGCGCUGGUCCCAUGAUUUCCAGUGGGUUUUGAGCACGGGAGGUGCUGAUCACUCUGUUUUUCAGUGGAGAUUUGUUCCAGAAGGGAUAACCAAUGGCAUCCUGGAAGCCUCUCCACAAGCAGAGGGUGGUGUUGAUUCCUACAGUGAGGAAUCAGAUUCAGAUUUAUCUGACGUGCCAGAGUUGGAUUCUGACAUUGAGCAGGAAGCUCAAAUCAACUAUGAUCGCCAGGUUUACAAAGAAGACCUACCUCAGCUAAAACAGCAAAGUAAAGAGAAAAACCAUUCUGUGCCGUUCCUUAAGAGAGAGCGAGCGCCCGAGGACAGCUUGAAGCUGCAGUUUAUACAUGGGUACAGGGGCUAUGACUGCAGGAACAACCUGUUCUACACGCAGGCAGGGGAGGUGGUUUAUCACAUCGCCGCUGUGGCCGUCGUCUACAACCGGCAGCAGCACUCGCAGCGCCUCUACCUCGGCCACGACGACGACAUCCUCAGCCUCAGCAUCCACCCCGUCAAGGACUAUGUGGCUACUGGCCAGGUUGGAAGAGAUGCUGCUAUCCAUGUUUGGGACACCCAGACCCUGAAAUGUUUGUCAUUGCUCAAAGGCCAGCACCAGAGAGGAGUGUGUGCACUGGAUUUUUCAGCUGAUGGGAAAUGUUUGGCAUCUGUGGGGCUGGAUGAUAACCAUGCCAUUGUGUUCUGGGACUGGAAAAAGGGAGAAAAGCUGGCAACAACCAGGGGCCAUAAAGAUAAAAUAUUUGUAGUGAAGUGUAAUCCACAUCAUGUGGACAGACUAGUCACGGUUGGGAUGAAGCACAUCAAGUUUUGGCAGCAAACAGGUGGAGGCUUCACCUCCAAACGGGGCACGUUUGGGAGCGUGGGGAAGCUGGAGACCAUGAUGAGCGUCUCGUACGGGCGCGUGGAGGAGCUCGUGUUCUCUGGGGCUGCCACUGGGGACAUCUACAUCUGGAAGGAGACCCUGCUGCUGAGGACAGUGAAGGCCCAUGAUGGACCUGUGUUUGCCAUGCAUGCACUGGACAAGGGCUUUGUAACGGGUGGAAAAGAUGGAAUUGUGGCCCUUUGGGAUGAUAUGUUUGAGAGAUGUCUGAAGACAUAUGCUAUUAAAAGAGCAGCACUCUCUGCUAGUUCUAAAGGUUUGCUUUUAGAAGACAACCCCUCCAUCCGAGCCAUCAGCCUGGGACAUGGGCACAUCCUGGUAGGAACUAAAAAUGGAGAAAUACUUGAAAUUGAUAAAAGUGGGCCUAUGACUCUGCUUGUUCAGGGCCAUAUGGAGGGAGAAGUGUGGGGCCUGGCAGCUCAUCCUCUCCUGCCCGUGUGCGCCACGGUGAGCGACGACAAAACGCUGCGCAUCUGGGAGCUCUCGUCACAGCACCGCAUGCUGGCCGUGAGGAAGCUCAAAAAAGGCGGGCGCUGCUGUGCCUUUUCUCCGGACGGGAAAGCCCUGGCGGUGGGGCUGAACGACGGCAGCUUCCUGGUGGUGAACGCUGACACUGUGGAGGACAUGGUCUCAUUCCAUCACAGGAAGGAGAUGAUCUCGGAUAUAAAGUUUUCACGAGAAUCAGGAAAGUACCUGGCCGUGGCUUCCCACGAUAACUUUGUGGAUAUUUACAACGUCCUUACCAGCAAAAGGGUUGGCAUUUGCAAAGGUGCCUCCAGCUACAUCACCCACAUCGACUGGGACUCCAGAGGAAAGCUAUUGCAAGUCAAUUCUGGUGCCAAAGAACAACUAUUUUUUGAAGCACCAAGGGGGAAAAGACAUAUUAUAAGAAUUGCUGAGAUAGAGAAGAUUGAAUGGGACACCUGGACGUGUGUGCUCGGUCCCACCUGUGAGGGCAUCUGGCCCAUGCACAGCGACGUCACCGUUGUCAACGCGGCCAGUCUCACAAAGGACAGAACCCUCUUGGCCACAGGAGAUGAUUUUGGCUUUGUGAAGCUCUUUUCCUACCCGGUGAAGGGCCAGCAUGCCAGGUUCAAGAAGUACGUGGGGCACAGUGCCCAGGUGACCAACGUGCAGUGGCUGCACAACGACUCCGUGCUCCUCACCGUGGGCGGCGCCGACACCGCCCUCAUGAUCUGGACCAGGGAGUUCCUGGGCAUCCAGGAGAGCAAGCUGGUGGACAGUGAAGAAUCAGACACAGAUGCAGAGGAAGAUGGAGGUUAUGACAGUGAUGUUGCAAGAGAAAAAGCAAUUGACUACACCACUAAGAUCUAUGCAGUGAGCAUCCGAGAAAUGGAAGGCACAAAACCCCAUCAGCAGCUGAAGGAGGUUUCAGUGGAGGAGAGGCCACCCGUGAGCAGAGCUGCUCCUCAGCCUGAGAAACUGCAAAAGAACAAUGUCAACAAAAAAAAGAAAUUGGUUGAGGAGCUGGCUUUAGACCAUGUGUUUGGAUACAGAGGAUUCGACUGUCGCAACAACCUCCAUUACCUGAACGAUGGUGCUGACAUCAUUUUCCACACAGCUGCAGCAGGCAUUGUCCAAAACCUCUCCACUGGAAGCCAGAGCUUCUACCUGGAGCACACUGAUGACAUCCUGUGCCUGACGGUGAACCAGCACCCCAAGUACAAGAACGUGGUGGCCACCAGCCAGAUCGGUGACAUGACAGAAUUCCCAGGUACAACCCCCACAAUUCAUAUCUGGGAUGCCAUGAGCAAGCAAACCCUUUCCAUGCUGCGCUGCUUCCACACCAAAGGCGUCAAUUACGUGAACUUCAGUGCCACUGGCAAACUUCUGGUGUCAGUGGGAGUCGACCCAGAGCACACCAUCACUGUCUGGAGGUGGCAAGAAGGGGCCAAAGUUGCCAGCAGAGGAGGACACCUGGAGAGGAUCUUCGUUGUGGAGUUCCGCCCGGACUCCGACACUCAGUUUGUGUCUGUGGGGGUCAAGCACAUGAAGUUCUGGACCUUGGCUGGCAGCGCUUUGCUCUACAAGAAGGGAGUCAUUGGUUCCAUGGAAGAUGCCAAAAUGCAAACCAUGCUCUCUGUUGCCUUCGGAGCAAAUAACCUCACGUUCACUGGUGCCAUAAAUGGAGAUGUCUACGUGUGGAAGGAUCAUUUCCUGGUCAGGCUGGUGGCCAAGGCUCACACAGGACCCGUGUUCACCAUGUACACGACUCUGCGCGACGGGCUCAUCGUGACUGGCGGGAAGGAGAGGCCCACGAAGGAGGGGGGAGCAGUGAAGCUGUGGGACCAGGAGAUGAAGCGGUGCCGAGCGUUCCAGCUGGAGACCGGGCAGCUCAUCGAGUGCGUGCGCUCCGUGUGCCGCGGCAAGGGGAAAAUCUUAGUGGGAACAAAAGAUGGAGAAAUCCUUGAAGUAGGAGAAAAAAAUGCUGCUUCAAACUUGUUAAUUGACUGUCACAUGGAAGGGGAAAUCUGGGGCUUGGCAACUCACCCCUCCAAAGACAUAUUUAUCUCUGCAAGCAAUGAUGGAACAGCCAGGAUCUGGGACCUGUCGGACAAAAAGCUGGUGAACAAGGUGAGCCUGGGGCACCCCGCGCGCUGCGCCGCCUACAGCCCCGACGGAGAGAUGGUGGCCAUCGGCAUGAGGAACGGAGAGUUCGUCGUCCUGCUGGUCAACAGCCUCAAGGUGUGGGGCAAGAAACGGGACAGGAAGUCUGCAAUUCAGGACAUCAGGAUCAGCCCGGAUAACAGGUUCUUGGCAGUGGGCUCACAAGAACAUACUGUGGAUUUUUAUGAUCUCACUCAAGGCACAACCCUAAACCGAAUUGGCUACUGCAAGGACAUUGCCAGCUUUGUGAUACAGAUGGACUUCUCUGCAGACAGCAGGUACAUCCAGGUAUCCACAGGUGCCUACAAGCGUCAAGUUCACGAGGUGCCCCUGGGAAAGCAAAUCACAGACCCUGCAGUGAUAGAGAAAAUCACCUGGGCCACGUGGACCAGCAUUCUUGGAGACGAAGUCAUUGGGAUCUGGCCACGAAAUGCAGACAAAGCAGACGUCAACUGUGCCUGUGUGACCCACGCUGGCCUGAACAUAGUGACAGGAGAUGACUUCGGGCUGGUCAAGCUGUUUGACUUCCCAUGCACAGAGAAAUUUGCCAAACACAAGCGGUACUUCGGGCACUCGGCGCACGUCACCAACAUCCGCUUCUCGCACGACGACAAGUUCGUGUGUGUUCGUGUGGCGCUGCCUCUGAGGAGCCUCUGGCUGCUGCUGUCCAGCCCCAGGGAAUGCCCCUCCGGCUGCAGGAAUUCCAGCCCUGCUGCAGGCUGACAUUUCCAGAUCACUCAUCCCAAUUUACCAAAAGGGAAUGGGAGCUGGCCUUGGAAAGCCCGACACCCUUGUGAAGGAAGCUGAGGUUUGAAGGGUAACCUGGGGAUCCCAAAGGGAUGAACAGUUCACUCACAAAGCUGCUUUUGCCUAAUACUGUGUUGUUCAAACCAUGUCUGAAAAGGGAGAAAAUGCUGACAAAAGGCUGGGCCCUUUAAUUUCCAAAUUUGUGGCUUGAACAAAGUUCAAAAAGUGGGUGGGUUGUAACCACACCUGCUUAAAACUCCAAUUUGGUGCACUCAGUAAAGCUGGGAGCAUUUAACGAGCAGGCUGGGGAGAGGGGAGGUAACCCUUCAGCUUUCAUUAAUUGAAGGAGCAAAGUAUCCUUUUUUUUUUUUAAGUCCAUUUUAUUUUUAAAUAUAUAUAUAUUUGGCAGAAUUUUCUAUCCAUGAAGUGCCUUGGAAUAAUUUUCUAGUAGUUUGGGCUGCAGCCUUGCCUCCCCCCACCUGCUUUCCACACACGGUGCUAUGACUCUUACCCAGAGGAGGGCUAAACCAUUCUCACCUUUUCCAGCUGGGUACUUACAUGAUCCCUGUUUUCUGCUUUGGUUUUUAAUACCUUCACCAGUGAACUCCCCACUGUUUCCACAGCGAGCGGCUCUGCGCUGUCAGAAGGCCAAAGUGAGGCAUUCCAGCUCCUGGCAGCUGCUCCUGCAGCCAGCAGGGCAAGCUGAGCUCCAGCAGUGAGUGAGGAGAGGGUUUGGACAGACUUGGUUCAAGACAUUUUAACACCAAGAUGGAGGGAGUCAUUCCCCAGUGUUCCUGCAUGCUCCCCCUUUCUGGGAAAACGUGUUUUACACUCCUACAGGCAGUGGCCAGCCAGAAUCUUGGCCUGGUGGGAAAGCCUCCAUCAAUCCCUAUUUCCUGUUCUGGAGGAGGGUCCCAAGCCUCCAAAGGAAUCCCUGGAAUGUCCCUAGAGCAGGGCUGUGUGUGCCCUCCAGCCAGUCCAUGCUGCUUGGAAGUAAAACAUAAAUCCUCUGGUACCAGGAAAUGCAGCUGCUUUUUUUUGUGGGUGGGGGAAAAGCUUCUCCCUGCCUCUCCCUGCUUCUCCCUCACCCCACAGAGCCCCUUGGCCUGGCCUGAGGACAGCUGAGCUCCAAGGGGAGCUGCCUCUGUGGAAAGCAGAACCACAGAUAUUCCCAAAAGGCAACUCAAACCCUUGGCUAUUUGUUAGAACAUUUUGUCAAAACCAAACACUCAAGGGACAGUGGAAUUGGAGAGUUUAAAAAGGAAUAGCAAAUAUGGGCAAUGUCAAAAUAUGUAUUUAAGCUACUCAAAAUUCUGGGUAUGGGCCAACAUCCGUAUUUUGAAAUUACCUUUCUUACUUAUAAGACAUAAAGGCCAAAAUAAAACAUUUAGACUUACAUGCAGUCUCUGCAAAGCAAUAGUGCUUUAGUCCCAGUUCAGGACAAUAGGAUUUUGAACUCUGGAACCUUCCUGCCAGUCCUUUUCUGCUGCCCACUGCAUAGAAAAGUAGCAAAAACAUCCCAUUAAAGGAGUGGAUUCCUGUCUGUUUAACACACAAAGUGCUUCAGCAACCUCAAGAAUCACUUUUUUUUUUACAAUUGAAUUUAUUAAUGCCUUAUAUGACUAUACAGCAGAGCAGUUUGUCAGAUACACAGUACGAGUCCCUAUGCAGUCUUUUUUUCAAAGAAACCUUUGGGAUCGAAUCCUGUUCUGUCAGGGGGUGCCAGCAGUGACACCUCUGCCUGUGUUGUAACCACUCAUGUUUGCCUUCCUUCCACGUUGAUUGUAUCCCAAAUAAAACCAGUUGCGUGGCAGAAUGAAUUAAUCAACAGUGAUGUGAGAAAUCUCUUCAAGCAAUAGUGUCUGUCAGGAAAACACUUACCUACGGUUUGUAUGUUUCUAUGGUCUGGCUUCCUGUAUAAAAUGCUCAGAAGUAAUGCUGUAUUUUACUGUAAACUGAAAUAUUAAUGCAUGGAUUUCUAUUUUUCAAUGGUCAAGGUGCCAUUCAUUUAAAAUCUGCAUCUCAAAUAAAUUUGUACACAAGUUUUCAAUGUCCAGCUCUUAAAUCAGAAUCAACACGUUCACCUGGAAAGAUUAUUGGGACUUAUUUCCUUCAACCUUGAAGAUGGCAUCAACCAUUCCUGUCUCAGAACUCCAAGAACCCGACGGCCUCUGGAGCACCCUGGGACACUGGAGGUGGCCCUGAGCUCCUUCAGGCUGCAGAGGAGGAGAAGGGACCGUGACAAACCGCCCUGCACCGCGCUCGACUCGGACACUACUGCCACCACCAUGGACAAUGGAUAUUUAUCACCAUGAAUUCUAAUAAACACCAAUCUGUUAAACUUGCCUCAAGAAAGCCAAAUACCGGUAUCAUUUUAUGUCUAUAAGCUUUAUUGAUACUUGGGGUUUUGGGGUUGGUUUUUUUUUUUCCUUUUUUGUUGGGAUUUUUUUUACAUUUCACAAUGCAUUCCACAGACUUAGUUCAGUACAGCUCAAACUGCAAGUGUAUAAAUUUUCACUUAUCAUUUCUUGCAUAACAGGACAGGGCUUUAAGUUUCCAAACAACAUUUGCAGCAUUAGAUACUCGGUCCACAGAUUAUCAGAGUCUGAAAGCUGGAGAAUUAUUUGCUCAAGAUCAACUACUGUACGUUUGUGCAACAAAGUGUAUGCUGUAAGUUUCUUUUACUCUGUGUGGAGUUCUUUGUUCAUUUCUUUUUUGUUGUUUCCAACA
This is a messenger RNA of Passer domesticus (house sparrow), 9789 nucleotides long. It is a transcript of the gene EML6, whose product is annotated as EMAP like 6. The record is from RefSeq and is a predicted model, not a curated record. The transcript is spliced from 43 exons. Gene Ontology annotation, molecular function: microtubule binding. NCBI's taxonomy places the organism in Eukaryota, Metazoa, Chordata, Aves, Passeriformes, Passeridae. Bases 1084 to 7035 code for a protein of 1983 amino acids.